Messenger RNA from Lagenorhynchus albirostris (white-beaked dolphin), 1673 nucleotides. RefSeq names its product tryptophan hydroxylase 1 (gene TPH1). Lineage: Eukaryota; Metazoa; Chordata; Mammalia; Artiodactyla; Delphinidae. The record is from RefSeq and is a predicted model, not a curated record. Gene Ontology annotation, molecular function: tryptophan 5-monooxygenase activity; iron ion binding. The transcript is spliced from 11 exons. Gene Ontology annotation, biological process: serotonin biosynthetic process; aromatic amino acid metabolic process. Gene Ontology annotation, cellular component: neuron projection. The coding region runs from base 129 to 1463 and encodes 444 amino acids.
UGAACUGCCAUCAUGUGAAAUGCUGUAUCAGUUUUACUUAUUUUUCCCAAGGAGACACAUGAGAUGACAAAGACAGCAAGUCUCCAGAAUUGGAGCACUUUCCCUUGUAGACGUACACCAGAUUCAUCAUGAUUGAAGACAAUAAGGAAAACAAAGAUCAUUCCUUAGAAAAGGGAAGAGCAACUCUCAUUUUUUCCUUAAAGAAUGAAGUUGGAGGACUUAUAAAAGCACUGAAAAUCUUCCAGGAGAAGCAUGUGAACCUAUUACACAUUGAGUCCCGAAAAUCAAAGAGAAGAAACUCAGAGUUUGAGAUUUUUGUUGAUUGUGAUAUCAAUAGAGAACAAUUGAAUGAUAUUUUUCAUCUGUUGAAGUCUCAUACUAAUGUUCUCUCUGUGAAUCUACCAGAUAAUUUUACUGUGAAGGAAGAUGGUAUGGAAACUGUUCCUUGGUUUCCAAAGAAGAUUUCUGACCUGGACCAUUGUGCUAACAGAGUUCUGAUGUAUGGAUCUGAACUGGAUGCUGACCAUCCUGGCUUCAAAGACAAUGUCUAUCGUAAAAGACGAAAGUAUUUUGCAGACUUGGCUAUGAACUAUAAACAUGGAGACCCCAUUCCUAACGUUGAAUUCACUGAGGAGGAGAUUAAGACCUGGGGAACUGUGUUCCGAGAGCUCAACAAACUUUACCCAACCCAUGCCUGCAGAGAGUAUCUCAAAAACUUACCUUUGCUUUCUAAAUACUGUGGAUACCGGGAAGAUAAUAUCCCACAAUUGGAAGAUGUCUCAAACUUUUUAAAAGAGCGCACAGGUUUUUCCAUCCGUCCUGUGGCUGGUUACUUAUCACCAAGAGAUUUCUUAUCAGGUUUAGCCUUUCGAGUUUUUCACUGCACACAGUAUGUGAGACACAGUUCAGAUCCCCUCUAUACCCCAGAGCCAGAUACCUGCCAUGAACUCUUGGGUCAUGUCCCCCUUUUGGCUGAACCUAGUUUUGCUCAGUUCUCCCAAGAAAUUGGCCUGGCUUCUCUUGGAGCUUCAGAAGAGGCUGUUCAAAAACUAGCAACGUGCUACUUCUUCACUGUGGAGUUUGGUCUAUGUAAACAAGAGGGGCAGCUAAGAGUCUUCGGUGCUGGCUUACUUUCUUCCAUCAGUGAACUCAAACACGCACUUUCUGGACAUGCCAAAGUAAAGCCCUUUGAUCCUAAGAUUACCUGCAAACAGGAGUGUCUCAUCACAACUUUUCAGGAUGUCUACUUUGUAUCUGAAAGCUUUGAAGAUGCAAAGGAGAAGAUGAGAGAAUUUACCAAAACAAUCAGGCGUCCAUUUGGAGUGAAGUAUAAUCCGUAUACACGGAGUAUUCAGAUCUUGAAGGACACCAAGAGCAUAACCAGUGCCAUGAACGAGCUGCAGCAUGAGCUUGAUGUUGUCAGUGAUGCCCUUGCUAAAGUCAGCAGGCAGCUGAGCAUCUGACAGUUGCCAGUCCUAAUCCCGAAAGCAUCUGAGCAUUCAGAGGCCUGUGGGCCAACUGUGGCUUUGCUUGAUGACCUGGUUGUGGAGGAACAGCAGCCAAACAAUCUUCUCUAUUCCCAUUCCUUAAUGGACCAUUAGUCUUUGAAAAUGUGUACCUGGAUACUCUAGCCACUACGUUUUUUUUUUCUUUUGGUAACAGCUUUAGUGAAG